Messenger RNA from Staurois parvus, 871 nucleotides. The record is from the annotation of a GenBank genome assembly. Lineage: Eukaryota; Metazoa; Chordata; Amphibia; Anura; Ranidae.
UCUCAAGAGCCUCCCCCAUCCUCUGGAACUCUCUACCCCAAUCUAUCAGACUAUCGCCUACUCUGCUCACUUUUAGGCGAUCUCUGAAAACUUAUCUCUUCAGCGAAGCCUAUCCUGCCCUCAGCUAAUAACGAAUCCUCUGGAACUCUUUACUCCCUCCUCAUUGGCCUACCUCAUCACAGGCUACCCCCUCUUCAACUCAUCCACCUUACUAACCAUGCCGUAUCUACCACCCCUCUCUGCCAAUCCCUCCACUGGUCUCCACUCAGUGUCCUCCACCCCUCUCUGCCAAUCCCUCCACUGGCCUCCACUCAGUGUCUUCCACCCCUCUCUGCCACUCCCUCCACUGGCCUCCACUCAAUGUCCUCCAUCCCUCUCUGCCAAUCCCUCUACUUAUCUCCACUCAGUGUCCUCCAUCCCUCUCUGCCAAUCCCUCCACUGGCCUCCACUCAGUGUCUUCCAUUCCUCUCUGGCAAUCCCUCCACUGGCUUCCACUCAGUGUCUUCCAUCCCUCUCUGCCAAUCCCUCCACUGGCCUCCACUCAGUGUCCUCCACCCCUCUCUGCCAAUCCCUCCACUGGCCUCCACUCAGUGUCCUCCACCCCUCUCUGCCAAUCCCUCCACUGGCCCCCACUCAGUGUCUUCCAUUCCUCUCUGCCAUUCCCUCCACUGGCCCCCACUCAGUGUCUACCAUUCCUCUCUGCCAAUCCCUCCACUGGCCUCCACUCAGUGUCUUCCAUUCCUCUCUGCCAAUCUCUCCACUGGCCUCCACUCAGUGUCCUCCAUCCCUCUUUGCCAAUCCCUCCACUGGCCUCCACUCAGUGUCCUCCACCCCUCUCUGCCAAUCCCUCCACUGGUCUCCACUCAGUGUC